Molecule: messenger RNA, 887 nt
Organism: Protobothrops mucrosquamatus (brown spotted pit viper)
Lineage: Eukaryota; Metazoa; Chordata; Lepidosauria; Squamata; Viperidae
Gene: UPK1B
Product: uroplakin 1B
Exons: 8
Coding region: 86-868 (260 amino acids)
Cellular component (GO): membrane
Source: RefSeq, a predicted model, not a curated record
GCACUUUUAAAAAGUGACUGGGGGGAGGUUGGCACAGCGAAUUGCUUGGUUUCAGAGUGAAGGAAGAUUGGAUUGCAAACUGAAGAUGGCAAAAGGAGAUACUGGUGUGCGAUGCUUUCAGGGCUUACUAAUUCUGGGAAAUGUUGUCCUAGGGUGUUGUGGCCUCGCACUCAUGGCUGAAUGUAUAUUCUUCGUGUCUGAUCAAAACUCUGUAUAUCCACUGCUGGAAGCUACGGACAAUGAUGAUAUCUAUGGUGCUGCCUGGAUUGGGAUUUUCACUGGUUUCUGUUUCUUUUGUCUAUCUGUUCUUGGUAUUGUUGGUGUCAUAAAGUCAAACAGGACAAUGCUAUUAGUGUACAUCAUCCUGAUGAUGAUUGUCUUUGCCUUUGAAGUGGCCUCAAGCAUCACAGCAACAGUGCAUCGGGAUUUCCUUACAAAUGAACUUUUCUUGAAGCAAAUGUUGGAAAAAUACCAGAAUCCAAACCCACUCAACAAUGAUGACAAAUGGAAGAGUGAAGGUAUUACCCGGACAUGGAAUCGUCUCAUGUUGCAGAAUGAAUGCUGUGGUGUGAAUGGGCCAAUCGACUGGCAAACAUAUACCUCCAUUUUUCGGACGGUGAACAAUGAUGCAGAUUUUCCCUGGCCACGACAGUGCUGUGUUAUGGAUCCCCUAGGAAAAGCAGUUAGCUUGGAUGGCUGCAAAUUAGGGAUCCCUGGCUAUUACCAUAACACAGGCUGCUUUGAAACUAUUACUGGCCCCAUGAACAGACAUGCCUGGGGUGUUGCCUGGUUUGGAUUUGCCAUUCUGUGCUGGACUACUUGGGUCCUUCUUUGUACGAUGUUCUACUGGAGCAGAAUUGAAUAUUAAAGAUGUAAUGGCCUCGCAA